UUAUGUCAAUCAGGCAUGAUCUUGAAGAACCAAACCAUAAAUGCAGAAAGUGGAGGCCCCCGCGUCGCCCCCGCUUGGGCGGCGCUAACCGUCGUCUCCUCCUCUUCCUCCCCUCUCUACCUCGCCGCCGUCGGAGCUAGCCGGCGGGUUGUUCGCCCGGCUCGUGAGGAAGGCGGCGGUGGGGCGUUUCGGCGUGUCGUGGCUCGCGGCGGCGGUGGCCUGUGCUCGCGCGCACGCCAACGGCGGUGGCAUUGCUGUGCUCCAACGCGUGGCCGACCGGUUUGGUAAGCAUGGCGGUGGUGGUGACGAACAACAGGGCGAGAGCGGAGCUGGCGUGGCUGCAGUGGCGGGAGCAGGUGCCCCGGAGUUAGCUGAUGGCUUGCUCGCGGCGGCGGUGUGGCUCACGCGCCUGCUCUUCCGUCGAGUAGUGGCAUCCCCGGCAAUCGCUCUUGAGGCUGGCUCGCGGCGCCGCUCGCGUGUUCGCUGCGUGCGCGGCAACACACGCGGGGAGGAGUGGGCUAUGUGGGCUUUGGUCGGCGGCGGAUCUGGCAUUGUCGGCGGAUCUAGGCCCCAUCGGCCUAGAUAUGGCCCACCCUCAACUGAUCUACGCCUUGGCGAUGGUUGUCAUUGCGGGGUGCAUGUUGGUGCGCAACGGAGGCGGUGCGCCCGGCGACAGCUGGUUUCGAUGUCGCGGGUGCCAGGGCCAGUGGCGGUAGCUCAAGCUGGUUUCAGCUCUGGCGAGUGGGCAGUGUGGCGCACAAGGCAAGGUGUUCCCUGGUUCCAUGUGCCCAACCGGAAGGGAUGGCAGCCGGCGCAGCUUUGCGGCUGCUGCGGCAGCCGGCACGGUGCCCCUCUGGAGGGGUGUGUGCGGAGGCAAGGGCGGUGGCGACGACAGAGGCUGCAUGCUUUGACCUAGGGUCCUGGACUAGCGAUGAGAUGGAGGGCAUCUUGGACGAAAGCUUCGGCGACAGUGACGCCUGUGUGCGCCACUUCACUCUGUUGAGGGCGACGCAUUGCUAUGUCUUCCAUGGGCGAAAGCCCGAUCCAUCUGGAAUGUGACGGUGGCGUCCUGGAUGUCACUCCCUUCCUAAAGGCGUCACGUUUGAGUCCGUCUUGGCCUCGACGUUGCCUUCGGUUGAUGCUUUCGCUUCUCGACGUCUGGAUUGCGGGUCGAGGUGGGAUUUUUUGAAACAUGAAGUCGAAGCUGCCACAUUAGGAGAUGUGGCUCGUUAACGAUGACAUGAGGCGAACCUCCUUCUUCGUGGUUUGGAUUGUUUUGGAGGUCGAGCAAAAAACUGGAGGUGGGUGUUGGAUCAAGAUAGUUGGUGAAGAAUCGGAGCUGCCUCGAGUGUGGGUGUGUUGAGGCUUAGCAACGAUGGCGUGUCACGGUCUUCCUCCUUCUGUGCCAGGUUUUAGGUGUAGGUGCCUUCGUGUUUCUUUUGACCGUGUGCGGCCCGUCUGGUGAAGUUGGAGCUGCCCGUACCUUGUGUUGAGCUCGGCAACGGUGACUCUGUAUGGGCUUUGUGUGUGGGGUUGCCGCUGCUUAUGUUGUUUGGGCACUCUGUGUUCCAUGUUUUUGGAAUUGGAACAAGGUCACUUGGGUUCAACAUCAGGGUACAAGUUAAGAAAGGUUCAUCUGUAUCGGAGGUUGUUGUUGGUCCAGAGAAUAGAACUGUUGUUUCUAAAGACAACUUUCUGAGAGUGAAUCUCAUUGGUGAUUUUGGUGGUUAUACCAGCAUCCCAGCAUUUGAGGACUUCUAUCUUGUGACCCCUAGGAAGAGUGCUGGUAGUGGUGAGCCACAAAACCUUGGUGCUGAAUAUAGAAAGUGGAUGCUGUUGGAGAGAGUUCGUUUUACAGACGGUGUCGAAUGUAACAAGAUUGGUGUUGGUUAUGAGGCUUUCCAAAACCAACCUAACUUUUGUGCAUCGCCAUUUGAGAGCUGUUUGAACAAUCAGCUAUGGACCUUUUUGGAGUCUGACAAAAACCGGAUAAGCAUGAGCCGACAGCCCCAAUAUGUUGUGCAGGGAAGGUUUCAGAGGAUCAAUCAACAUCCAGAUGCAAGUGUUCAUUCUUUUUCUAUUGGAGUGACAGAAGUUAUUAAUAGCAAUUUACGGAUAGAGCUGAGUGCUGAUGACAUAGAAUACAUGUAUCAGAGGAGUCCAGGGAAUAUAACAGACAUUAGUGUUCCAGCAUUUGAAGUCUUAAGUCAAUAUGGUACUGCAAAGGUCACAACUAAGAAUAUUGGUACACUGGAGGCUUCGUAUACCUUGACAUUUCACUGCUCAAGUGGCAUCAGUUUUAUGGAGGAGCAGUACUAUAUCCUCAAACCGAAUGAAGAGAGUACCCGUUUAUUUUACUUGCACGCAUCUACAGAUCAAGCAGCAAAGUAUCAAUGUACAGCUAUUCUGAAGGCGUCGGAUUCUAGUGAACUCGACAGACAAGAAUGUGUUUUUUCUACUACGGCUACAGUUCUUGAUAAUGGAACACAGAUUAUCGGUUCAAAUGGCUACAAAUUGGGUUUCUUUGACACCAUCAAAGGCUAUUUGGUUAGCUUCUGGGAUUUUCUGAUUGAUUUAAUCAGUGGCAAAUCCUGCAGGCUGAACAAAUGUCGGAGCUUUUUUGACUUCAGCUGCCAUGCGCAGUACAGAUGCAUAACCUGGCUCGUCAUGUUGGUGCUGCUACUUUUUAUGUUACCCGCAGGCGCAAUUGUCCUGUAUCUUCUUCAUCAGAAAGGCUUCUUCGACCCAGUAUACGACUGGUGGGAUGACCUGCUGGGGGCGGACUACCGCGCGCACCGGAGGCACAAGAAAGGCCGCCGCCACCACCAUCACCACCACGACCACCAUCACCACCGGCACCACCACCACCACGGGCACUCGCACGGCCAUGACCACCACCCCCACAGUCACCACCACGCGCACCAGAGGAGAAAGAUCGAGCCCAGCCACCACCACGUCCUACACAGGCAGCAGCCCGGGACAGCGGCAGAAGGCCACCGGCACAAGCACGACCCGGCGCUCGGCGUGCAGCACAGGGAGGCCGGGCACUUGGGGCACAAGCGUCGGCAUGGCAAAGCGGUGGUCGCGGAGGACGCCCUGGACCUGGAGUUCAGGGAACGAAGGCCAUACGAGGUCAGGCAUGCCGGGCACCUGCACCGCGACCACCACCACCACCACCACUCCUGGGAAGUGUAGGAAUAGUUCUGACCGUCUGAACUUUAAGACAUCUAGCGUAAGAUGAAGUUGGUGUACCGUGGGCACGGGACAUGCCCUUUUGCAUGCAUGCAGUGAGUUAGUGGGUGUUUAAUUUCUAGUAAACUAAUUUGUAUCGCUUCAUUUUAUUUCAUUUUAGUCUUUAAUUUGCUUAA
Messenger RNA from Zea mays, 3368 nucleotides. RefSeq names its product Protein HAPLESS 2. Bases 1546 to 3195 code for a protein of 549 amino acids. The record is from RefSeq and is a predicted model, not a curated record. Lineage: Eukaryota; Viridiplantae; Streptophyta; Magnoliopsida; Poales; Poaceae. The transcript has 13 exons.